Molecule: messenger RNA, 597 nt
Organism: Lasiosphaeria miniovina
Lineage: Eukaryota; Fungi; Ascomycota; Sordariomycetes; Sordariales; Lasiosphaeriaceae
Exons: 3
Coding region: 1-597 (198 amino acids)
Source: RefSeq, a predicted model, not a curated record
AUGACACCCAAAAAGACCACGUCCGCCGCGAUGUUGGCCGGCCUCAAAAAGGCGCGCGCCGCCCGCGCGCGCAACCGCAAAGUCGCUGCCGCCCGAAAGGGCAAUAGUUCAGGUCUCGUCGCUGCCCGAGAAGGCAACAGUCCAAGUCCCGCCUCGGCGGAGAAAGUCGCCGCCGGGCGUAAAUCGGUUGCUCGAAAGAGCAAGAAGAAGGCAGUCCAGCCUGUCGGGCCUCGUGCCAAGCCUGGUUUGAAGGGUGAGGAGAGCCUCGCCUCCGCCGCCGUUCGCCGCACCCGUGCCGCUGUCGCCGUCGUCAUUCUCGACGACACCGACGACGAGGACGAAGACAGCCAAGACGAGAACGACGAGGAGGGAGCUGCCGAGGGCAGCGACGACGAAGAAGAGAGAGCUGCCGAGGGCGGCGACGAAGACGACGAGGGAGAGGAGGAGAGUGAGGGGGAGGAGGACGACGAGAGUCAGGAAGACAACGAGGAAGAGGAUGACGGGGCCCGCUUCGGGCUGACGCGUGCGGGACGCAUUGCCCGCACGAAGACGCUCGCUUGCGAGCUCGUCUGCGAGCUCAUCGACCUGUGGGCCUAA